GCGACUCGUCGCCAUUAGUGUUAAUACGUCCCAGAGAGGACACAUUUUGGGCGACAAACCCACCGGUUUGCCCGGUCUCCAUCCAGUGGAGGGCGGCUAUCGGAUUGUUUCGGCGUCAGUUCUCCCUUCAGAGGGAACAACCCAAGCUUCUCGGGGUCCCGGCCCCGUAGCGUGAGCGCCUGCUCCCUCACCUGCGCCACUCGGCUCUUCACCGAGACGCUAAUCCGUGUCUCUUUUUUCUUCUCAGUUUGUUUUGCGCUCACGAUGUCGCCGUAAUGGAGUCUCCGCGCUUGAGAGAAAUGAGCCAGGGCCUUGGCCGCCUGACCCGCACUUGCAGCAGCCCGUCGUCCUCCCCCCCGUGUGCCCCGGCGUUUGAUGCUGGAGAGCUCGGAAGCUCUUCCCAACGCCGCCAUGGAGAAGAACCCCAACAGCAGCGCUGGAAGCAAAGUCCCGCCGCGCUCGGGCUCUACCGGGCCCACUGCUGGCGAAUCUAAACCCAAAACAGAUGGAAAGAAUGGCAGUGGGUCGAAGCGCAAUGGCCGCAAGCGCGAGCCAGCAUUCCCCAAGACGGACAGUUUUCCUGGACCGCGGCGCCCCAAUCUGCAGAAAGGCAAGAAUUUUGACAAGAGACCCCCCCAGAGAGGAGGAGGAGGAGGAGGAGGUGGUAGUGGAAGUGGAAGUGGAAGGCAGUAUGGAAACACAGGAGGUGGAAGAAGAGAAGAGGUAGCAGAGGCUCGCCGGGCUGAGUUUAGCCCGGCUCAGUUCGCUGGACCCAAGAAGAUCAGCUUGAACCACUUGCUCAAUUUCACGUUUGAGCCGCGCGGCCACACCAGCAGCGGGAGCAACGGUGGGGAGGGCCACACUGCCUGGGGCCGCCGCAACAAGUGGGGCCACAAGCACAAGCCCUUCAACAAGGAGCUCUUUUUGCAAGCCAACUGCCAGUUUGUGGUCUCUGAUGACCAGGACUACAAAGCUCACUUUACUGACCCAGACACUCUAGUCAACUGGGACUGUGUGCAGCAGGUGCGUAUCUACAGCCAUGAGGUGCCGUCGUGCCCCAUAUGUCUGUACCCGCCGGUCGCCGCCCACAUCACACGCUGCGGCCACAUCUUCUGCUGGCCCUGCAUGCUGCACUACCUCUCGCUCAGCGACAAGAGCUGGUCCAAGUGCCCAAUCUGCUAUGAGGCGGUACACAGUGGGGACCUCAAGAGUGUGGUUGCCAUGGAGACACGUCAGUACCUGGUGGGAGACCUCAUCACCAUGCGCCUGAUGCGACGGGAGAAAGGGGUCCUGGUGGCACUGCCCAGCACCCAGUGGGUAAAGGUGGAGGAGCCCAUACAUUUGGGAGAUACCUUCCUGAGCCCCUAUUCCAAGCUACUGCUAGCAUCCCAUGAGCAGGUGAUGGGCCUGGUGGAGGAGGAGCGAACUGCCCUGAAGGCCCAGCUGCUUCAGGAGGAUCAUGAGGCUACAGCCUGCUUCAUCCAGGCUGCUCUGCACCAGCUGCAGGAGCGAGAGGAAGCACUGGUGAAAUCUGGCUCCCUAGAGGGAGGUACCGGGAACAGCCUCGAUGUGGGCUGUCUGACUCUGAAUGACCCCUGUGUGGAGGUGCACUCCACACUCAGCAGGAAGAAGCCUGUGCUGCAGUAUUCCUCUGCGUUUGACGACAAGGUCGAGGAGGAGCCCGAUGAGGAAGGCGAGGGACCUCAGGACCCCCCUGUCACACCUGCCUCUGUCCUGGAACCUCAACCCCCUGACGAGGUGCCUCCCACAAAGAGUGAAACGGCACCCCAGCAAAAAACAGAGAACGGGCCUCACUACUACUUCUACCAGGCUGAGGAUGGCCAGCAGAUGUUCCUGCACCCGGUGAACGUGCGCUGCCUGAUGCGGGAGUACGGUAGCCUGGAGGCAAGCCCUGCUUCCUUCACUGCCACUGUGGUGGAGAUCGAUGGGCACACAGUCACUGAGGAGAUACGGCGCAGGCACCGCUACCUGUCUCACCUGCCACUGACCUGUGAGUUCAGCAUCUGUGAACUGGCUCUGCCGCCCCCCCUGCUGUCCAAAGAGACCCUGGACACCUUUUCAGAUGAGCUGGAGAAACGCAGACGCCUGCGGCAGAAGAAGGCGAGGGAGGAGAAGCGUCGGGAGCGCCGCAUCGAGAUAGAGGAGAACAAGAAGCAGGGGAAAUACCCUGAGGUGCACAUCGGGCUGGAGAACCUGCAGCACUUCCCGGCCUUCGGUUCACCCCCCCACAACAGCAGCCCCCCAGCGCAGCUGGACUUCUUGGGGCACCCCACUCUGCUCAGUGGGAGUCCAGCUUCCGAUGGUGCCAUGUUCCCUUUCCUUGGGGGGCCGAACCCAGUGCUCAGUGUGGGUAGCGUGGAGGAUGACUCUCACUGUCUCUCGUUUGCUCAGAUGCUAAAGGACGGAAAAGCCAGAGCUGACGUCGGACCCAAGGUCAUCUCAAAGAAAGAUGUGUUCCUGGCCCCACCAGCAGCUGAUAGUGAUGGGGAGAGCGAUGGGUCUGACAGGGUCCCAGUGCCCAGCUUCCAGAACUCCUUCAGUCAGGCCUUUGAGGAGGCCCUCCUGCAGCUGGACCAUGGCCCACCUAUUGUACCACAACCAGUCCUGAUUGCUGAGGAGAAAGGGGGUAAGAAGAAGAAGAAGAAACAGAAGCUCCUGUUCAGCACCUCCAUGGUCCACACAAAAUAAUGAGCAACACUGAAGUCUCCCCUCCGACCAGCUCACCCUCACUUUCAUGCUCUUUCAGGAUCUUGUUACCAUUUUCAGACAUAUGUAAAGCUGAUUUAAGCUUAGCACGCGUUGCCAAAUCUGCUGCAAAUUGUAAAAUGUAGCCAAGAUCCCCAGUCCCCUGGCAGAAAAGAUGAGUUCAACUGAUGCCCCCCCAGCUGCCUUGCUGCAGUUCCCACUUGUAACACCAGAGGGCAAACUAGUGAGUGUGUGAAUUGUACUGAAAAGCGCCUAAAGGACUGCAGUAGAGGCCCAGACCUGUUUGAGCAGUGGUAACCUGAACGGGCCCACAGUUCAGAGGGGUAGCAGUCAGUCAGUUGCAGGGACAGUCCACCCUCUCUUUAGAUCCUCCUCUUGCUCUCCCUGGAGGUCAUCUUUGAGUGGCCUCAUCUAAGACCUUCACCAGAAUUUCACUUUGGACACAAAGAGCUGCUCAGGUUCAGCCUGUAUGUCACACACACGCUGUUUGUAGUCCAUACAUUUAUUGUUUUGUGUCGUCAUAGCGACAGUUGAUUGUCUCUCAGGCAUUUGCUCAUCAUGCGAGCGCCAUCACACAACGCACACGCAGCCCCCUACCUCUCAGCCCGUCUGCAUGGAGAGAUGGACUCAGACAGAUCCGACACCUGAUGACACUGGCUUUAACUAAACGGAUUUGUGGUAAAGAACGUGGAACUUUGGGCGGAAGAGCUUUCGUAUGAAUACCAACAUUUUGUACUGCAGGUCAUUUCCUUUGCCCUCCCUUACUGCUCUCAUGCUCCCGUUUCCUCCCAAUGUCACGUCUCCUCGGAGUGUGUGGCGCUCAUGGACUAACCCUGCAGGGCUCCUGUCCUUUGGUUCCUCCUCCUCUUCCUGCUGUCAGUGUUGCAGGUCUCUACAGAAGUGUGGGGUUUGCAGAUCCUUGGACACUUUGUUUUUAAUGUAAUGCCUGGGUGGAAUGCGCAUAUGUCAAGAGAUGUUUUGGUUUGGGAUUUCUUUUUUUUUUUUUUUUUUUUUUUUUUCUUUCCCCCCUCCCCCUUGGUUUGGAUGUGAAUUUUAGAGGGAGCUUUACAGUUUUAAAAAAAGCUAAGGAGCAGGAAACCCAAAUAAAUAAUUA
Molecule: messenger RNA, 3841 nt
Organism: Scleropages formosus (Asian bonytongue)
Lineage: Eukaryota; Metazoa; Chordata; Actinopteri; Osteoglossiformes; Osteoglossidae
Gene: rnf10
Product: ring finger protein 10
Exons: 17
Coding region: 376-2709 (777 amino acids)
Biological process (GO): positive regulation of transcription by RNA polymerase II; positive regulation of myelination
Molecular function (GO): transcription cis-regulatory region binding; metal ion binding
Source: RefSeq, a predicted model, not a curated record